GUAGCUAGUCGAACAAUUUGCGCAACAGUGCCAAUUUGGGGAAAAAAAUUGUGUACAAAAUGGAAAUGAUGCUCGAGAGUUACUUCAACAUGCACUAUUACGGGUAUGGAAUAAAAUAUUACGAAUCUGAUUGUGAGUCUGAAUCUGACAGUGAGGAAACUGACCAAGAAACCAAAAGCGAACAGAUGGUCAUUCGAGAAUUUCCGUUUCACGAUGACGUACUCUACAUCAAUAUCAAAGCACCAAGGGCGAAGACUGGCUGGGAAAAUUUACCAAUGGAGCUCUUGAUCCAUAUAUUUAGUUUCAUAAGACCCAGCGAUCGCAAUUCCGCAGCACUGACGUGUCACCGUUGGUUCGAAGCGCUACGUCAUCCAAUGUUUCUCGACGCAACCUGCUUUCACUUCGAGCGAAUCGAAGUUACCGAUAACAAGUCUCCUAUUCAAAUAUUUCUGGACAGCUUCCGCCACUUCACCAACAUCAAACUGACAAAAGUGAAAUUCAGUGGUCAGACAGAAUUCUGGAACUACUUCGGAGUGCACAUACGGGAGAUAACGUUCGACAAUUGCGCUCUCACCAAACCGAAACUGUCGAACAUUUUGGGCACCUUGCCAAAUCUAGAACGGUUAAAUUUAGUUGAUUGUGACGAACUGUUCAAAAGCUGGCACCCCGUACACUUCACCGAUAUUUCUCCGAUCUGUAAACGACUGAAACACCUUGGCUUACGCAAAAACAAUGCUUUCAAUGAAGACCACCUAAACUAUUUAGUUGCGAUGGCUCCUAGAAUAAAUUCCCUGGAGAUUUCCAAAUGUCUCAAAGAACAAGACGCCGGUAAGCGUUUACAGAUUCUCUCCCACGUACUGCGUAUUCUCAAGUUACACAAACAUCAGAUGAGAUCAGUCAACUUCAGCUACACCAUGUACGAUGACCUAUUCCUGAAGCAGUUUGCCGAGAUCGAAAACAUGUCACUCUGCAACAUCAGUCUUUCCUUUUUCGAUAGAGCUCCCAUCAAGGAUCCCAGUAUCAUUGAAGUUCUACGAAAACACACAAAUCUGGUCCAUCUGGAUUUAACUUCCUUCCUGAACUUAACAGAUUUUGCUUUGAUCGAGAUCGCUCACUCGAUGCCAUUGCUGAAAACUCUGAAACUGAACGGAUGUUGGCUUUUGACUGAUUUUGGAAUAUCGGAAGUGAGAAAACUUCGCAACCUGGUGGUACUGGAUCUGUCCGAUUGUGAUCGCGUUACUGAUGUUGGCUUUCUGAAUGCGAUAGUGGACAAAAACAGAACGAACCUAAGGGAGCUGUACCUCAGCAUGUUGCCAGGUAUAUCGGAGAACGUGAUUCUGAAAAUUUGCCUCACGCUGAUCAACCUGACAGUGCUGGAUUUUUGCGGGUCGGAUUGCAUCAACGAUACCUCGAUACAGUAUGUGUUCUGCUAUCUGAGGUUUGUCCGGAUUCUGCGGCUGAAUGGAUGUGUUAAGGUAUCAGAUGCUGGUUUGACCGGGAUCGAGCUUCAGCGAGUGGCAAUUGAAAUUUGGGACCAGCAGCAAACGUUCUCAAUCGACAUGUUACAGGGCCUCCAGGAAUUGCAAAUCUCCGGCUGUUUUAAAGUAACCGAUUUUGCCCUAAAACAAGCUUUCAAGUUGGUCGAACUGAAGGAAAUCAACCUGUCCCAUUGUGUGCAUAUCACGGAAGAAGGCAUCGAAGCCAUGGCACUGAACUGUCCUUCGCUGGAAGCUAUCGAUCUGAGUGAUUGCUACCACAUAAACAAUCGCUGUAUCGAUCUACUCAGCAAACACCUGUUCCGACUCUCCAGCUUGAAGCUGGUUCGAUUACCAUCACUCACGAUUGAAAGCAUCAACUCAAUUCUGGCAAACUGUAAACUGCUGAAAAAUAUUAAUCUUCGGGGUUGCAGUAAACUGCCCCGGGAUGCCAUCGAUCUGCUAGCUAAGUUGAAAACUCUACGGAAUUUUCCAAACACAGAAAAGUCAUGUUGAUCGGGAAAAUCGACUCAUUCUAAUAUAAAAAAUAUAUUACUGUAUACUAUUCAAGCAGUCAUCGAAAAAAUCAAUUCUAUGUGAAUUUGAAAUAUUAAAUUAAUGCUUUA
Topomyia yanbarensis is the source of this 2101-nucleotide messenger RNA. Its product is annotated as F-box/LRR-repeat protein 20-like. Gene Ontology annotation, biological process: SCF-dependent proteasomal ubiquitin-dependent protein catabolic process. Gene Ontology annotation, cellular component: SCF ubiquitin ligase complex. The record is from RefSeq and is a predicted model, not a curated record. The coding region runs from base 60 to 1991 and encodes 643 amino acids. Gene Ontology annotation, molecular function: protein binding. Lineage: Eukaryota; Metazoa; Arthropoda; Insecta; Diptera; Culicidae. The transcript is spliced from 5 exons.